AUAAAAACAACACAUUUUAUUUAGCUCCCUGUCUUCCUCACGCAGUCAAGCCUUCUUCAAUGGCUUCCCUACUCUUUCUCCAUGAUUCUCUUCCACCUUAGAUCAUGAAAUCUAACAUGGUAUCAGAGCGGGAAUGAUCCCGGCUCUUCAAUUCCGCAUUAAACUUCUGUUCGAAUCAAAUUAAUAAUUCGUCAAAAUUUCCCCAAAUUUUAUGCUUCGAAAUUUUUGCUCGAAUUGGGUCAAAAUUCGACGAAUUAGGGUCUUAAUUCGCCCUAAUAUCUUCUAAAUUCGCACACAAAUCUUCUCUAGAACCUUGAAUUAAACAAUUUUUUUUGAUUCUUGAGUUUUCCCCAAAUUCUAGGGUUCUUGAAUUUUUUUGAAAUAUUUGCAAGAAUCUGGUAUUGUUGGUAGAUUCUUGAAGCAAUUUGUGAUUCUAUGUUCUUCGGUGUUUUUAAUCGAAGGAUUGACCGGACCUUUUGAUCGGAGUUUUGAUCUAUGAUCGAUUUGGUUGUGAUUUCUGCUUGGCAAUCUUCCGUCGUCGUCUUCUUCGACGCCUGCUUCUGAUACUUCAAGUUUUGCUGUUCUUCAAUUUCGAAGUUCAAAUUAAUGGCGGGCACUACUCUUCCAUUGUCGUCUUCUUUGACAUCUGCUUCUGUUACUUCGUGUGAGUUUGAAGCAUCUUGCGAUUUCUUCUGGAUGGUGUAUAAAAAGGGGCACAUUUGGUGGAAUAAAUCAUGGUCGUUUUCAAUGAGUGAAGCAUUUAAGGACAAACCAGUCCCGGAAGCCAACACUAGUAAGCGUAAGAAGUUUCAAGAACCAGUAGUUGUAGAAGUUGAAGAUGACUAUGUUGUGAUGUGUUCAAGUGAUGACAAUGAAUUGUCAGAGUAUGAAGAGGAGGAAGAAGGACAAGAAGAAGAUGAAGAAGGAUAUGAUGAGGAAGAGUACGCUACAUUAGAAGAUGAAGGUGUUGGUAAGAAAAAGAAGAAAAACCAGAUAAAGAAAAAGACAUAUGUUAAAAGUAGGCGUAUUGCUUAUGGACAAGAGGAGGAUGAAGAAGAAGAGUAUGAUCAAGAGGACGAGGAAGAAUCAGAAGAAGAGGAACAUCAAGUGCAUAAAGUAAUGAAGAAGAUAUUGAAGCAGCCGCCAUUGCAGAAAAGUCGGCGGGAUUACAUAGCCGAAGAAUAUUCCUUGAAGAAGAAACAGUUGAAGAACAAGAGGCCUAGGGGAGAAUCUGAUGAUGAAGAAGAAGAGGGGAAAGUUGUGAAAAAGAAGUUGGUUCUUAAUCCCAAGAAGAAGGCUAAGAGGAUUGAGAAAACAGAGGGAAGAGAAGAAAAGUCUCAUGUUAAACACAAGGGAAUUACCAAGAGAGGGAAGAAAAAGAGAGUGUUUGUGCAGGUUCCUAUUCCCGUAAACGCAAUGUCUAGGGGUGAAUACGCCAAGCGUCAUGAUGUGGUAGUUGCCACGCAAAGAGAAAAUUGUGACCGGAAGCAACCCAGCGUUAUUUGUCGUACUGAUGCGUUCUCGAAGAUUAUUGCUGGGUUGGAUGAUUCUAGGCGGGACUGUGUAAGAGAAAUGGGGUUUGGGGGACUGUUGGAUCUGAAAAUAUCCAAGCUUCCCAGGCAGCUUUGCUACUGGUUGAUGACCAGGUUCGAUGGAGUCAACAGUUAUCUAGUUGCUGGUGACGGAAAUGUGAUGCCGAUCUCUCCUUCCCAUUGGCAAUAUGUGUUUGGGCUGAAGAACAGCGGGCUUUCAGUGCCCGAAAAAGACGAUGAACUGCCACCAGGGAGAGUUUUACAGAUGGCCCAAAAGUAUGGUGAGAAAAACUCCGUACGCAAGAACAAGUAUACAAUACUUAUAUCAAACUCUACCCGUGUGUUGCAAGGUCCCUUAGAUGAGCAGGGCAAGAUAAAGCCCUUGGGAAGUAAAUGUGAAAGGACUGAGUUUAUGGAAAACUUCAUGAUUGUGUUGUUGGGACAAAUUCUAUGUCCUUCUACAGAUGGUGGCAACAUGUCGACAAAAUUGCUAGGUGCUGUCUGCAUUGCAAAGGAUGCAGCAAAGUAUAACUGGUGUGAGUUCUGUCACAAAUGGCUCUUAUCCUACGCGAUCAACUGCCAGCGGAAGUUAGAAGUCCAAGGUUAUGCGGCUGGGACUGGUGGUUGUGUUUUAUUUUUGUUGAUAUUCUAUCUGGACCGUUUAUGCAGGGUUCCUGUCCGUUGGGACGAGUUUCCUAGACUAAAAGUCUGGACUGAAGAGGAAGUGGAUAAAGUGAAACAUCAAGAUAGGAAACCGAGUGAAGAUUAUGGGAGGUUGACGACGCUUGAUGUUGUGUACGGGGAACCUCAUCCCCUGUUUGGUAGAGAAGGGAGGAAACCCAUUGCAGAACAAGUUGCUGAUAUUGUGAUGGAAAAACUGGGCCCAGUAUUGCAAGAUCUCCGUCGUUCUGCAAGAGCCGUUGUUGAAACGGUCAUUCAACCUGUUAUCCAACAGCCGAACAGGGGAUAUAAGAGCAGCCCGUAAGGCCCGUCACAUUACAACUCCUGCCGUCCAUAAUUGCCGCCCACUGUUCUUAAGUCCAUCGUUCCUGUCAAAUGAUAUUUGUUGUUUAAAUAUUUGUGUGUUUGAAGAUUUGGGCUGUGUUUCAAUCAGACAAUGUGUUUGGUUGUUUUCUUUUGUAUGCCAAACUUUUAUAUCUUUAAACUUGAUUUCCAUAGUAAUGUUAGACGCUUAUUAUGAUU
Spinacia oleracea (spinach) is the source of this 2735-nucleotide messenger RNA. RefSeq lists its product as uncharacterized. Bases 607 to 2517 code for a protein of 636 amino acids. The record is from RefSeq and is a predicted model, not a curated record. The transcript is spliced from 9 exons. Lineage: Eukaryota; Viridiplantae; Streptophyta; Magnoliopsida; Caryophyllales; Amaranthaceae.